CACGGAAGUCGUUCCAAACGAAGAAUGUCCCUAGUGAUUUUGAUUCUGCUGUAAAACAUGGAGACCCUGGUGUGGCCACAACACAGCUCGGUGGCAAUCAAAGGCCUCCACGAGUUUUACUGUAACCAGGCACUUUGUGAUGUCAGCCUCAUCGCACAAGACGGAACUACUUUCAAGGCACAUCAACUUCUGCUGGCAAUCAACUCCUCCUUCUUCCACUGGGUGUUUCAUGGUUGGAGGGAAACCAAUGAAACAAUCACAGAAUUCAAGACAAGCAUCGAGGCCCAUGUGCUUGGUGCUCUUCUCAGCCUGAUAUACCAAGGGGAAGUGAAGGUUCCAUCCCUGUGGCCAUGGAAGCAGAAGAUCCUGGAAGCUGCCACUACGCUGCAGUUCACCACCAUAGUGGAGGCCUUACAGAGUGCAGACAGGCUCCUCCCUGGCAGCUGUGGAGGACUCCUGGUUCAGGAUAGAGGGCAUCAGGAGAACACCAGUUUGACAGGUGCCCUGCAGGAAGUGCAGAUAGCUGGGCAGCAAGGCAUGAUGAAUGUGCACACUGCACAGAUGAGGAGUGGCUUUAGUGUAACAGAUGGUGAUGUCCUACAUGGUGAUGUAAGGGUGAGCUCUGAAGCAGCAAAUCCAAGCAUCACCAGAGGCUCCACUGUGUGUGCUGUACAGCUUCCCCAACAACACUUGCAGACCAGCCAUCAACAGUCUACACCCAGUAUACAACUUCAGUCUGUUGGCACUGUACAAACUUCUACCCAUGAUCCACACAUCACAGAUGCAGUUGUAAACCAGAGAGGCUCCAGUGACAUCCAUCUGCUACAAACACUAAAUGUGUACACAGUUUCUCAAAAGUCAGCCUCUGCCCAUAACACACCUAUCACAACUAACCCACAAGGUCCUCAACAAACUGUUCUACUUGAGCCUCAAAGGACUUCACAAAGUGAAACACUGAGUAACAACACACAAGCAUCUGUACAGACUGGUUUAGCUGUCUCCACUGGAGUUGCCCUGAGUUCUACUGGACGUGCUGGAGCAGGUUCUCCAGUUCCUUCUCAACCUAUCACUGAUGGACAACAAGGUGGCUCUAACUAUGAACAGGUGCAGGAACAACUUGUUCAUAAUCCAGGUCAGGACCAGAUAAGGAGUCACAUCAGUUGUGAGGAAUCAACUAGUGAUGUUAAGCUAUCAGAUGUUAGCGAUCCAACAACUGUUCAUUCAUUAAAUGUUAAUGAGACAAAUAUUUACAAUGAAUUUAUUGUUCCACAAGUUACAUGUUCCUCUGUGCCCAAACAAAGCCCAGCCAUUGGUGAGGAGGAGGGUCGUAAUCCUCUUCAAAGUAAGGAAGGUAACGGUUUGGUUGAUGGAGACACUUCACAUAUUGUUGUCACACAAAAUACUCUUUAUAGUGGAAGUGUCCCUGAUGGCGUUGAAGAUCCUCUAAAACCCACAGAGUGUUCAAGUCAAGCUACACCCAGGAAGACUGGACGAGUUACAAGUAAAAAACAAGUGAAGUCAUGUAGCAGUGUAUCAGUAACCACAGAAACAAAUAGACGACAAACAAGAUCCAAAACCAAGUUAAAACGGUUACUUCCUCAUCAGUUCAAACCUGUAUACAGAGAAGUCGAGGAAGGCAGUCAAAAUGUGACCCUGUAGUUGAUGAUGAAGUGAAGGUGAAGGUCACACAGAGACGCAACACAAGGCACCCUAAACCUACUGCUACAGAUGUGAAAUUAUCCAAAGAAUCAAAGUGUAAUUUCAGGAAAAAGCACAUAAAAAAUUAAUGCAUUUUGCUGAAGGUAAACUAAAAAAUCAAAAGAACCUUAAACGCAGUAAAUUUGAGUUCAGUGUUAAGUGGAAAAAACUGAAAAGAGCAUCUAACCUGGAGAGGAUGACAAAGACUUUAUGUAGAAGAUAUCGUAUGCUUUUGUUUUUGAAGAACUUGUAUUUAUCUCAAAACCUCCACCACACCUCCUCACAUAGCUACGCAUGUACACUCUGCAAAAAGGACUUUAAAAGAUUCAGCACUUGGAGACUUCACACAAUCUCUGUCCAUCUUUCUCAGAAGAGGAAGUUGCAAGGUCAGAGGUCAAAGGUAAAAGUUUUACUGAAAGAGGUGAAAGGCCAAAAUAAGAAGAGGAAACCAUCGGGAGAAUGUCUGCUGUGUACCGAGUGUGGGUCUGCCUACUCCUUAAGGAAAACACUCAAGUUCCACCUGAUGCAGGUACAUCACAUGUCACUGUCACAGGUUGAGAUGAACUCAGCCCUCCUAGUCAACUGUGAAAUUGAAGGCUGCCAUUUUGCCUCUAUUGACUAUGGUGAACUGGAACGCCAUGCUAAGCUGGAACAUCCCGAUGUGAAGUACAAGUGUACACACUGUCAGAGGCCUCGGAUGUUCCACCUGAAGGCCAUGCUGGACAAACACGUGAUGAAGGUUCAUGGCAACAAGCCCAUCUUCUCGUGUACACAGUGUGGCCAGGAGUUUGUGAAGUACGUCCAUCAGCAGGAGCACGAGCGAGACCAGCAUGGCAUACAACAUUCAGUGAAGCUGUUUAGAUGUGAUGUUGAAGGGUGUGAGUACGAGACUGUCCGCAAGUUCUUCCUGGAGAAACAUAAGCGUAUAGGUCACACCGAGCACAAGUGUCCUCACUGCAACUUAGUCGUCAAAACAGGAGAUACUCUUCAGAACCACAUCCGAUUUAACGAUGCACCUUAACAUCCGCCCUUUCCUCUGCGACAUAUGUGGAAUGGGAUUCGCCAAGGAACCUGUUCUGCGACUCCAUGUAAAG
Molecule: messenger RNA, 2792 nt
Organism: Haliotis rubra (blacklip abalone)
Lineage: Eukaryota; Metazoa; Mollusca; Gastropoda; Lepetellida; Haliotidae
Product: zinc finger protein 431-like
Exons: 7
Coding region: 1787-2719 (310 amino acids)
Biological process (GO): regulation of transcription by RNA polymerase II
Cellular component (GO): chromosome
Molecular function (GO): protein binding; chromatin insulator sequence binding
Source: RefSeq, a predicted model, not a curated record